UAACCGUAACGUUAUGAUUUUUCACACUCAAAUAGCCUCCAUCAUGGAGGUGCUAGCAAAUGCAGCCGUGGCAGAGAUCUGUAAACUAGUAGACGAUGACUAUGCAGUGUGUCGUUUGGAAAUAAGUCAAAGCCAGAAAGAAAACGGCGCAUUGCGGAGGAAACUACAGCUUCUGGAACUGAAGGUGGCACGGGAGCGCGCAGAGAGGACAAUGCGAGAGCGCGUCCUCGCCAAUCGUCCCAGAACUGUCAAGAUCCUCGACCGAUACAGAGGAAUGGCAAGAGGUGAAGGACAUCUCACUGGACGCUACAGGAGCUUUGGGAAGCCAGCUGGACACAAUACAUGGAGAGAAGACCAACCAAUCACCUUUGAUGAGGAGAGUGGAACCUCAACCCAGCAUGUUAUCGUGAUAGAGUCUGCAGAUGUUGUGGCGGCAGGUUCUGGAGGAUCGUCUCUGGUCAAGCAGGAGAGGACUGAAGGAGAGGACCCACAACACAGCAGAGACAUCCAGACUGGAGCAGCGGCUGGAGUGGCGCCCCCUGUUACCACGGAGAACCACGCGACCGCCGUGCAGCCCAGGACCCGACGCAUCAUCACGGAGGUCAAUGGAACGCUGAACGCCGUCGUCAAGUCAGAGACAGACACAGAGACUUUAAUUGUAACACAAAGGCUCUUACACACAGGAUCUGACCACAGAUCAGACCCAGAGAGACUGGGUCUGGGGCCACUGGGCUGUCCUCCUGCUCCCAGUUCAGAGUAUUUACUUUACGGUAACCCAAGCCCUAGGACAGUUCAUUCCCAUCGGGACUCAGGUGACGCGUUAGAGACUGGCAACGAUCCGUCUUGUUCUUACACUACAAAGAUGGACCCUGACAACAUGCUCUUGGGUUUAGAGACACAGACUGAUCUGUCUAGAGGGGACUGGAACCGGUACAGUAGUAGUGUAUACUCUGAAGGGUGCCUAGAUAAGAAAGGGGAGAGUCUGGUCGUAGAUGAGGUGACUGUGAAAGUGGAGGGCGACGUUCCUCCCACAUGGAAUGUAGAUGGUGACCUAACUGACGGACACUCACAGGGAAGAGAUUUCUUAGAUUACAGGGAAUGCUUAGAAACGAAUCCAAAUGUCACAACCCACUCCCCUUUACUCGCGCUCAGAGAUCGUGACCUCGUGUCCACAUCGAUGGGGCCUUCCGAUUCACACAACUGCCUUUUCGAUCAGGUAUUGAACUCAAAUGACAGGGCUACAGCCCAGGCUCAGGGAGGGGCAGCCACAUCAGGCAAUGUUAAAGAGAAACGGUUCCUCUGCAUGUUCUGUAACAAAGGCUUCAGCUGCCCCCAGAAAGUGAAAAUCCACCAGAGGAUCCACACAGGGGAGAAACGCUUCAGGUGUACCCAGUGUCAUAUGCGCUUCGUCCAGGCUGGUGACCUGAAGAGGCACCAGAGGGUCCAUACAGGGGUGAAACCCUUCAGCUGUACCCAGUGUAAUAUGCGCUUCGCCCAGGCUGGCCAUCUGAAGAGGCACCAGAGGGUCCACACAGGGGAGAAACCCUACAGCUGCCUCCACUGUGAGAAGAGGUUUUCCCGCCAGGACCAGCUGAAGAUGCACCUGAAGGUCCACACGGGAGAAAAGCUGUUUGCUUGUACGCAGUGAGCUACCUCAGGAUACAUCAGCAGAAAAAACAUUCCACUAUAGAGCAUAGAAAGUAACCAUUCCACUCAAUAGCUUCUGAUGUUUAGAUCAAACCCUGCAUUAAGACUAAGAUUCAUUUUCAUUGUUGUCUGCAGAAAAGAUCGACAGAUGCGUUUGGAAUAACGACAGUAACAGAAUCAGUGUUGAAUAUUCCUGGGUAGAAUAUUGCAUCCAGACAUUGUGUGAUAUAUAAGGCAUAUUUAAGCCUAAAAAGUCAAAUCAAAUUGUAUUUGUCACAUGCUUCGUAAACAACAGGUGUAGACUAACAGUGAAAUACUUACGGAUCCUUUUCCAUCAAUGCAGAGUUAAAGAUGAAAUUUUUUAAAGUAAUAAGACUAAAAAAUAGACAGAGAAUAACGAGUAAAAAUAACAUGGCUACAGGGAGUAGCAGCACCGAGUCGAUGUGCUGGGGUACGAGGUAAUUGAAGUAGCUAUGUACAUAUAGUUAGGUACUAGGCCUUACAGAUAAUUAUGUGUGGGGUACAGAGAUGGGGUAGUCAUUUAAAAAUCAUGUUAAACACUUAUUGCACAAAGUGUCCACACACAGUGUCCGUAUUAUGUGACUUGUUAAGCACAUUUUUUGUCCUGAACUUAUUUAGGCUUGCCAUAACAAAAUGGUUGAAUACUUAUUGACUCAAGACAUUUAAACUUUAAAUGUUUCUAUAAUUUGUAAACAUUUCUAAAAACAUAAUACCCAUUGCCAUACCAAGCGGUGAGGCAGCCAGUCAAGAUGCUCUUAAUGGUGCAGCUGUAGAACUUUGAGGAUCUGAGGGGUCCAUGCCAAAUCUUUUCAGCCUCCUGAGGGUGAAGAAGCAUUGUCGUGCCCUCUUCACAACUGUGUUGGUGUGUUUGGACCAUGAUAGAUCCUUAGUGAUUUGGACACCGAGGAACUUGAAGCUCUCGACCUGCUCCACUACAGCCCCGUCGAUGUGAAUCGGGGCUUGCUCGGCAAUCCGUUUCCUGUAUUCCACGAUCAGCUCCUUUGUCUUGCCGACGUUGAGGGAGAAGUUGUUGUCCUGGCACGACACAGCAAGGUCUAUGGCCUCCUCCCUAUAGGCUGCCUCAUUGUCAUCGGUGAUCAGGCGUACCACCGUCGACGAGCUGAAUUGGUCAGGAGCCCGUAAAACAGCAGCAAUACAAUCCAGUAGUGGUAUUGUAAUGGUAUUGUAUUUGUACACCUCGGUUCGGUCCGCACUGUGAACCCGAAGGAAUACAUAGGCCUAAUGGCUUCACAGUCGAUUAUAACUGCGAUGGACAGAGAUUGUGGAGAAAAAUGUUCUCCACUGCUCAACUGGAAUAGCCUAUGCAGAGUGGCGGAUGUAGCUUGUUGGCCAAUCACAAGUCAUUAAAGCUCCACUACAGUCAUAGAGUCUCCUUGUGUGGCUAAGCAAAUUAAGUAAGCACUCCUUACUUGCCACUGACAGGGCGACAUGGGGGUGGCGGAACAUAGCUGGUCGAGGAGGGCUCCCAGCUGACUUUGUUGACACUCCUUCUCUAUCCUUCUUUCUGUAAUUAUGUUACCCAUAUUUAGUGGUGGCUGUUACAGAUUUCCCUGCCUGCGAGUUUUAUAACUCAACCCCAUCCCCCAGACUGUGCCAGAGAGACUUGGGAUCAUCAACUGUCUGCCCAAACUCCCAAUGACCUCUGCUACCAGGCCACCGAUAGGUUGCUAGGGUGCAGGACACCUGACAGUCCUUCUGCCUACUCAGGUCAGAGCCUCCUUAGUCUCUCUUCAAGUGGACAAGAGUGAUGUAUUGCAGGGACAGACAAGCACAUCUAUCUCAUAUGUCCUCUGGAAGUAAAAGUUAUUUAGUGUGUGUAACUCUGUGGGGUUGCCUUAUUCCUCUGACUGGGAAAAUCUACAGAGCGCAUCACAGGUACUUCCUGUUUUAGCUUCUGUUUGUAAACAGGAAGCAGGAGCAUAGAGUUAUCAUCUGAUUUGCAGAAGGGGAGACGAGGGAGGGCCUUGUACGCUUGCUUGUGGGUUGAGUAACAGUGGUCUAGGACUUUUUUCACCACGAGUGGCAAAGGACAAGUGUUGAUAGAAGUUGGGCAUGGGGAAUAUCUUGUCCGAAAGCCAUGUUUCAGAAAAAGAGAAUAUUGCAGUUACGCUGGUAGCAAAUCCAUGAUCGGAGGUCAUCCAUCUUAUUAUCAAGUGACUGGCCAAUAGAAUGGAGGGAAAUGGUGGCCGGUUUUCCCUUCGCCUUAGUCUCACCAGGGCGCCCGCUCUCAUGCCUCAAGCCUGAAGUUUGGGUCUUGGGUACACAAAGAGCCCAGUCGAAGUCCGGAAUUGAGGUUAAUAACUGCCAAUCUGAUGUUCAAAAGAUCUUGUCAAUCAUAAGAAAUGAUAGUGAAUACAUUUUAGUGCAAAAAUGUAAUGAUUAACGCCAAAAGAAUCACAAAAUAGCAAAGUGGAAGUUGGAGCUUGCAAGACGGCAACCAUACAGUACGGCACCAUCUUUCAUAUUUUGGGCCUUCUUCUGACACCGCUUGAUACAGAGGUCCUGGAUGACAGGGAGCUCGGCCUCAGUCUGUUACAUACGUUUGUUACAUAUUGUGUUUGUACUGUGAAGGCUAUAUGAUGUUCUCAAAUGCCUAUUUCAUUUUCUUCCAUUCAACUACUUUAUUUUUUCCCAAGACACUUUUAAUGAGAAUUUAUGCAGUUUAUCAAGUUCAAGGGGUUUUGUGUAGUUUUCAUAUGUUGUAUUUACCUUGUUUAUGUUAAAUAAACACAAACUGGAACUUUUCAUUCUAA
This is a messenger RNA of Salmo salar (Atlantic salmon), 4442 nucleotides long. RefSeq lists its product as uncharacterized. Gene Ontology annotation, cellular component: nucleus. Gene Ontology annotation, biological process: regulation of transcription by RNA polymerase II. Gene Ontology annotation, molecular function: DNA-binding transcription factor activity, RNA polymerase II-specific. Lineage: Eukaryota; Metazoa; Chordata; Actinopteri; Salmoniformes; Salmonidae. The record is from RefSeq and is a predicted model, not a curated record.